AUGCAGGCCGACGCGCUAGCCAGAUCAGCCUCCGUUCGUAGCUCGGCAUUGGCUCCAGCAACUGAGUCCAUAACAGUACUGACAGUGACGACUCACAAGGUCACCAAAACUGAUGUACCAUCAAGCUGGAUAGAGCAGAUCCUCCGCUUCAAGAAGGAUGGAAAGGAGCCCGACAACCCCAUGGCUGCAAGACGGUUAAGGAUCCCAAAGGCUAUUAUCACCGACAACGGAGCUCAAUUCAACAAUGCUAAAUUCAAGGCCUAUUGCCAGUCAUAUGGGAUCCAAUUGAGGUUUAGCUCGGUCGUGCACCCCCAAACCAACGGUCAGAUCGAAGUAAUGAAUCAGGCAAUUCUGGAAGGCCUUAAGAGGAGGAUCUCAAGCACGCAUGAAGCCUGGGUGGAUGAGCUCCCCAACGUCUUGUGGGAAAUGUGA
This is a messenger RNA of Musa acuminata AAA Group (dessert banana), 432 nucleotides long. RefSeq lists its product as uncharacterized. Gene Ontology annotation, molecular function: nucleic acid binding. NCBI's taxonomy places the organism in Eukaryota, Viridiplantae, Streptophyta, Magnoliopsida, Zingiberales, Musaceae. Bases 1 to 432 code for a protein of 143 amino acids. Gene Ontology annotation, biological process: DNA integration. The record is from RefSeq and is a predicted model, not a curated record. The transcript has 2 exons.